This is a messenger RNA of Anguilla rostrata (American eel), 3548 nucleotides long. Its product is annotated as fibulin-7. Lineage: Eukaryota; Metazoa; Chordata; Actinopteri; Anguilliformes; Anguillidae. Gene Ontology annotation, molecular function: calcium ion binding. Bases 1291 to 2538 code for a protein of 415 amino acids. The transcript has 9 exons. The record is from RefSeq and is a predicted model, not a curated record.
UCCCUUUAAAGUAAAUAAUAAUUAGAAAACAUGAAGGAUUCCCUCCAGGUGUUACAAACCACCACUUAAAACAAGUUUAUAAAAUUGACAAUCACAACAAUCAAAUGAAACUGACAAUUUAAGCACCUGCAAAAACACAAAAGGCUUGUAAAAUCCCAUUAUAAGCUAUACAGUAAUAAAAAAUAUAUAGCGUACCACUGCCCACAAGUAAAGAUGAACAGCCAAAUAAACUGCAAAAAACCACAAAAAAGCACAACAAAUACAAUCACAAACCCUGUUUUUGACUAAGCCCUAUUCUUUUAGUUGUUCUUAGAGUCAUUAAGCUGAACUUAAUGCUAUCACCUAGCCUUGUACAUUAUCACACCAAAACAAGCAUUAUUAGUCCUCACAAAAGCUUUAUGAAUUUCCAUGACAUAGCAUUAUAUUUGAAAGCUGCUGAAAUUCCCCCAUAGGCUGCAAAAGAGAGGCAUGCUGUUUCACUGCCAAUACAUUUCCCUCAAAAGAACAACAAUCACAGGAAUGUGCUUCCAGGUCAAUCUUUGCUAAUGAAGGCCAAAAAUCCUUACAUGGGCAGAAGCCAGCUAGAAUCCAGCCAAUACUCCGGGGGCCCGUACACAGCAAUGCCCCACUAGAACCCAGCAAAUACUCUGGAGGCCCCGUACACAGCAAUGCCCCACUAGAGCCCGGUCAAACCAAACCUGGUUAAGCUUGCCUGGUUUUACAGUGAAUUAGUACCCAACCACAAGCCAUGACAUUAACCAGCAUGAACAGUGAACAGAGAACUAUAAUAACUCUAAUUAUGCAGACAUCCACACCCUGUUUGAUUUAUGUUAACAUAAUUAUCCUCAGCUAUAGCCGACAUCUACCAACUGCAAGAGAAAGAGCAUUCUGAUGAGGGCAGAAAAGCAUUGCUUUGUGACGUAGAUCAUGAUGUGAAAUCUUUUGAGACACAAAUGAGUUGCUGCGGCUGAUUAAUUGUUGUUACAGCAGCGGCCAUGUUUGAGCUGGGGCCUGUCAGAGUUUUCAACAGGAAGCACGCCGGCAGGGCUCGCCGCCGUCACACUAUGCGCGCUGAGCUGAACAACUCUUCCCACAGGCCCACUGGCGCUGGCACAAUCAGCGCCCACAAGGAUCCGACGUGGAGCGAACACAAGGGCCCACUGCUUGAGGGGCGGGGUGCCUGGACUGCAGAUGGGACAGAUGGGAACUUCGCAGCAGAGAGACUGACAAUGUCCAUUUCUGAGCUCCUGAUCAUGUGACCAGUGUGGAACACAGGGUGCGGCGAGCUGCAUGGACAGGCACCAGGUGGUGGGAGUGCUGCGUCAGAUGGAGAAGUUCCUGAAGGGGCAGGAGAUGCGAUUCACCGAAGGGCUCCGGAUCAUGAAAUCCAAACUGGCGGCCCUGCAGAGCUCGGUCUCCAGGCUCCCCCAGGCCGACCAGUACUUGGCUCCCUCUACCUGCCCUUCCCUUGACGCCCCGUCCCACGGAAGGAAAUUUGGCUCUAAGCACCUGAUAGGCCACGAGGUCCACUUCGCGUGUCACACGGGGUAUCAGCUGGUGGGUCCGGCCACACGCGUGUGUCAGGAGAACGGCACCUGGAGCGGGGUGGACACCGCCUGCAAAGACAUUAGUGAAUGUGCCAGUAACCCAUGUCAGAAUGGAGGCACCUGUGUGGAGGGGCUCAGCCAGUACAAGUGCAUCUGCCCACAGAACUGGAGUGGGUCCCACUGCCAACACCAAACCCAGACAGCGCCGCCGGAGUGGAGCGUGAUGAACGACCCGGCCUUCAGCCGCAAGCCGCGCUGCGCCAAGGUGGACCACGCCCAGCACUGCAGCUGCGACGCCGGCUUCCACAUGAGCGGCACCUCCGACAACACCAUCUGCCAAGACGUGAACGAGUGUGAGGUGUACAAGCAGGACCGGGGGAUCAAGCUCUGCGUCCAUGCCUGCGUCAACGUUCCGGGGUCCUUCCACUGCUCCUGCCCCGAGGGCUACAAGCUCCUGCCCAACGGCCGCAGCUGUGAGGACGUGGACGAGUGCCUGUCCCAGCAGCACAACUGCACCCACGGCACCACCUGCAUCAACACAGGGGGGAGCUUCCAGUGCGUCAACCCGGAGUGUCCCCGUUCCCACGGCAACGUCAGCUACGUCAAGACCUCAGCCUUCCAGUGUGAGCGUAACCCCUGCCCCAUGGACAGCCGCUCCUGCCACCUGGCGCCCAAGACCAUCUCCUUCCACUACCUGUCCCUGCCGUCCAACCUGCAGGCGCCCGCCACCCUGUUCCGCAUGGCCACGGCGGCCGCGCCGGGCCGCGCCGGGCCCGACAGCCUGCGCUUCGGCAUCGCCGGCGGCAACGCCAAGGGCCUGUUCGUCAUGCAGCGCUCGGACCGGCAGACGGGGGAGCUGAUCCUGGUCCAGGCCCUGCGCGGGCCCCAGGACGUGGCCGUGGACGUGGACAUGUCCGAGUACUCGGACCGCGCCUUCCAGGCCAAGCACGUGGCCCGGGUGCACAUCCUGGUCUCGCCUUACGAAUUCUGAGCUCCGCUCCGCCCCUGAGAGAGAGAGAGAGAGAGAGAGAGAGAGAGAGAGAGAGAGAGAGAAAGAGAGAGAGAAUAUUCCUACUGCCUCAAUCACUCACCCGUUUGCCCUCUCACCCCAUGUACACACACACACACACACACACAUAUAUCCCACAGCUCAGGGCUGAAAGAAAGGUCUUUUUGUCUUGACCUCCCUCAAGCCCAACAGAGAGAAGCAGGUUCUGAGGGGUCCAGUCAGCUGGAUCAGAGAGGGUAGAGAGCUGGGUCUAAGCGAGAGAGAGGGGUCUGGUUCGGUCUGGUCUGAUCCCCAUAACGCCAUGGAGAGAGAGAAUGGCUGAUCACCAAGACGACGGUGAGGUGAGAUCACUGGCACGGAGAAAAUGAGCAAGGCAGGUAAAUCACAUGUUGAGAACAAACCAGUUGGUAUAUGAACUAAUGUAACAGUAAACAUUUUUUGGUUCCUAAGAAACCAAACUUAUCCUAAUUUUGAUUUGUUCAGGUGUGGGCUUUAGAGUUGCCUCAGAGUCCUGAGGUUCUGUACUUGGAUGUGCACUGCCAUUGGUAGAACCGAGAACUUGAGUCCCGCCUUCCACACAUAAACACACACAUAACAAGCACCAUAGAUCCUAUUUAUCGAAAUAUUUUUUGUACAUCUGUAAAGUGUGUUGUCCUUGUCUUUUGUCAUGUCAGUUUGUUUAUUCUUUCUUGCUUCAUCGUUCAACCAAACUGCAGGAGCAAAUCAUGUUAAGCUUACUGUAGAGUAAUACUGUGGACACACAUCUGUUAUAUUUUUUGUGAGUGAUACUGUAGAAAAAUUACUAGAUAUUAUUUUAACAGUAAUGGCACCAUAACUACAGUCUGAGGCUCUUGCUGAUGCAGUAUGUAUCAGGUAUCUGACAUCAUAACCCAUCGCUUGACGGUGUGCCUUAUUAAUAUCUCUAUUACUUGUUGCACAUGAAUGUUUCUACAUAACUGUAAUAAAGCCAGCACUAUAGUUGUUCUUUUUUA